Ostrea edulis (European flat oyster) is the source of this 2195-nucleotide messenger RNA. RefSeq names its product tRNA-uridine aminocarboxypropyltransferase 2-like. The record is from RefSeq and is a predicted model, not a curated record. The transcript is spliced from 6 exons. The coding region runs from base 69 to 887 and encodes 272 amino acids. Lineage: Eukaryota; Metazoa; Mollusca; Bivalvia; Ostreida; Ostreidae.
ACUCGUCAAGAAAGUUCUAUUUUCGUUUUCGAUAUCACUAACGCGAACGCGUCAAGGAAAAGGUGAGGAUGACAGAGGAUGGCAAAUCGUCACCAGAAUUCCUAGACGUUUUAUAUUCAUUUGCAAAUGAAGACGACGAGGAAAGGGGAACUGUGAAAACUAAAAGAUCCGUGUGUUUGAGAUGCUGUCGUCCAAUACCAGUCUGUUUGUGUCCCUAUUUACCAGAGGUACCAGUAUCCAUAGAAACCAAUGUCUUUAUUUUACAACAUCCCUUGGAGGAAAGCAGAAACCUGGCAACUGUUCCCAUUCUAUGUGAAUGUUUACCGUCAGAAAAAGUACAAAUUAUCAAAGGCAAAAAGUUCUCACCUCGCAGGUACCCAGGGGUGGCUGAAAUUCUCCGGAGCCCCAAUACCCUCUUACUGUACCCGGACUCUGAGGCAGCUAAUGUGGAAGAUAUUCCCCCAGCAGCAGACGAUCAGCCAUACAACCUCAUCCUGCUGGAUGGAACUUGGGGACAGGCUAAAAGCAUGUUCCUACAUAAUGAAGUGUUUUCCUGGCCUAGAAAGGUAAAGCUAAAUCAUGACUCCAAGAGUAAAUUUGUGAUUCGGACCCAGCCUAACGAUAUGUCGCUAUCCACCUUAGAAUCCACAGCUUUAGCACUGGCCGCAUUGGAAAGAAAACCAGAAAUUGCAGAUAUUUUAACACGUCCACUUGAAGCUCUCUGUGAUUUUCAAAUUCAACAUGGAGCCUGCAAACAUGACAGUAAAGUGUACAAAAUUGAAAAUGGCCUCUGGCACAAGACUUUAAAAAAGAAGUACUUAAAGAGACUAGAAAAAGAUGGAACUUUAGGGCCCUCAUUAAUUUCAAAUUCAGAAAAACCAUCUUGACAGAAGCAAAACUUAAAACACUUAAUUAGAACUUAGAAGACUUCAAGGGUUUUUUCUUUUCUUUGCAAUAAUGAAUGAUAUGCUGGCAACCCACUACUCACAUAAAUCACAACACAGUGUACAUAAAUGAUAUUAAGGAAUUUAAACAAGAUAAAUUUUGAAUUUUCUCAAAGCUCUUGAAUAAUGCACUAUUCUGUGGAUGAAAUAUGAGAAAAAUUAUCCUUCAUUAUUCACUCAUGUGGGAUAGGGAAAUUCCACUUCUGGUACAUUCGCUGUUUAGAUUGUGAAUCUUGUCCCCUCAAUGGAUCUUCCCUAUAUCCCACACUCGUACUAAUGAAGGAUUCUCAUUCUAUUAAUCGCACAAAUAUAGUGAUUUUCUUGUCAAUAAACAUUUAUCACACACAUGUAGUGAGUUUCAGUGCCAGUACACAUCAUACACAUGUAGUGAGUUUCAUGCUAAUAUGCAUUUAUCACACACAUGUAGUGAGUUUCAGUGCUAGUACACAUCAUACACAUGUAGUGAGUUUCAGUGCUAGUACACAUCAUACACAUGUAGUGAGUUUCAUGCUAAUAUACAUUUACCGCACACAUGUAGUGAGUUUCAGUGCUAGUACACAUACACAUGUAGUGAGUUUCAGUGCUAGUACACAUCAUACACAUGUAGUGAGUUUCAGUGCUAGUACACAUCAUACACAUGUAGUGAGUUUCAGUGCUAGUACACAUCAUACACAUGUAGUGAGUUUCAGUGCCAGUACAGAUCACACUGAUAUAUAUAGUUUAUACUUUGGAUCCAGACCCUAUUGAAUACUGUGAAAGACCUUUGAGCUCAUUGUCAUAACUGGAAAAAAAUUCACGUUAUAAUGCAAAACUUUCGCAAAUUAACAUGUAACUUUUGCAUUAUAAUGCUAAACUUUCGGUAUAUUUUGAAUUGUAAUUCAAAAUAUUCUAUAUAGAUAUAGUAAUAUGUAAAACAGGAACCUGUGAAAAGUACAGUGAAUGAAGACUGUUUAUAAGUAAAAGUUUUAUUGAUUGCAUUUUAGUAGAAUUCAUAUUUGUAAUUGAUUAAUACCAGUGUUGCUUAGCUAGCAACAGCUUUUUAUUCGAGAGUAAACAAUGCUUAAUCUAAAGUUUCUUUUGAUUCAUUUGAUAACCUGGAAAACCCCUCAGAAAGUCUUUAGAAAGCAGUUGGUGACCUAAGUCAUUUUCUUCCAAUGAUAGAUGAAUUCACACUUUUCAAAGGUUAUGUUCCUUGGCUGUAUUCUUUUGGAAAAACCGAACUGUUUUAUAAUAAAACACAUAGAAUUCUCA